CUGUAAACUGACAGUUAGCGGCCAGUUACAAAGACGUGCGCACGCGCCAGCCGCGCACCUAACGUCACGUCGAUUCGCUGAUCGCUCGCGUAAAACAUAUUUUUUUGUGAAUCUGUGUACUGUGACUGUGCGAAUUUGUGGAUAUAUUUCAUAAAGAUUUUCAAGAUGUCUUGCGGUCGUAUAUUCAACGCACUGCGUCGUUGCAAGCAGUUAGAAGAUGGCGAGCAGCCGACGCAGCUGGCGCGCUGCCUCGGGCUGGUGGACCUGACGGCGCUGGGCAUCGGCAGCACGCUCGGGCUCGGCGUGUACGUGCUGGCCGGAGCCGUCGCCAAGACUGUGGCCGGACCAGCCGUCACUAUAUCGUUUUUGGUCGCUGCUAUUGCAUCUGCUUUUGCUGGCCUCUGUUACGCAGAGUUCGCAGCUCGCGUGCCGAAGGCCGGCUCUGCGUAUGUCUACAGCUACGUGUCAGUCGGAGAGUUCAUCGCGUUCACCAUAGGCUGGAACCUCAUCCUGGAGUACGUGAUAGGCACGGCGAGCGUCGCCAAGGGCAUGGCCCUGUACAUCGACAGCCUCUGCAACAACACCAUGGCGAAGGCCAUGACAGAAGCUGCUCCUAUCAACGUGUCCUUCUUAGCUGAUUAUCCUGACUUUUUUGCCUUUGCGCUAGUUUUGCUGAUUACAGUUCUGCUGAGUAUCGGUGUAAGUGAGUCCACGAAGCUGAACAACGUGUUCACCGCGCUCAACCUGGCCACCGUCAUCAUCGUCGUUAUCGCCGGCGCCGUCAAGAGUAAGCCAGCCAACUGGUUCAUCAGUAAAGAAGAUAUCCCUGAGGAGUACAAAGCGAAGGCUGGUGAAGGAGGGUUCAUGCCGUUUGGGGUCGCCGGCAUCAUGGCCGGCGCCGCCAAGUGCUUCUUCGGCUUCGUCGGCUUCGACUGCGUGGCCACCACGGGCGAGGAAGCCAAGAACCCCAAGAGAGACAUCCCACUGUCCAUCGUGCUGUCCUUAGUGGUCAUUUUCGUCUCCUACUUCAGUAUUGCCACUGUACUGACUAUGAUGCUGCCGUAUUAUUUGCAGGAUGCUGAUGCACCUUUCCCCCACGUGUUCACGGAAGCUAACUUACCCGUCAUCAAGUGGAUCGUGACCAUCGGCGCCAUCUUUGCUCUGUGUACCAGCUUACUCGGUGCCAUGUUCCCGCUACCCAGGGUGCUAUACGCUAUGGGCAGUGACGGCGUGCUGUUCAGGCCGCUAUCGGCUAUUAACAAGAGAACAAAGACUCCGCUCCUGGCGACGGCUAUCAGUGGACUGUUAUCUGCUAUAAUGGCGGCGCUGUUUAACCUGAACCAGUUGAUCGACAUGAUGUCCAUCGGCACUCUCCUGGCCUACACCAUCGUCGCUACCAGUGUCCUCAUUCUCAGAUAUGAGGAAGACACCUCCCUACAGCUGCAAGGCACGAAGCCGGCGGUGGAGACGCCGUACACAGUAGCCAAGCAAGCAUUCAACCUCCUUGACCUGAAGUACCCUACGCAACUGUCCUACGUCAUCGCUAAGAUCACCAUCUGUAUAUUCUUCCCGGUGUCGCUGGUGACGUGCGCGCUGCUGCGCUGGGAGCGCGCGGGCGCGGCGCUGGGCGUGCUGGGCGCGGCGCUGCUGCUGCUGCUCGUCGUGCUGUACCGACAGCCACGGAACAGCGUGCAGCAUCUCACGUUCAAGGUGCCUCUGGUCCCGCUGGUUCCGUACCUCAGCGUGUGCAUGAACGUGUACCUGAUGGUGCAGCUCGACUACCAGACCUGGGUGCGGUUCAUCAUCUGGCUCGUUAUUGGCUACUUAAUCUAUUUCUUCUACGGCAUUAGGAACAGCUCACUACGUACCGUGACGUCACCAGAACCCAUAACCAACGGAGUGAAGGACGAGAAACGGACAAUCACCACCAAGUUCUAAUUUAGAAGACUAUGUUCGGCCAUACUAGCGUACAAACCUGGACAGCCAGGGUCAAUAAGAAACAUUCCGAGUCCUAAAAGGCGAGAUUGUUAUGUUGUAGUAAUUUUAUUUUGAUAUUCAAUAAUGCACUUAAAAUACAUAGGCGUAAAUGACUUUAUUGUAGGUACUUUGUUUUACUUAAAACGGCAGAAUAUGGAGGUGAUUGGAUCUGUGUUUUGACUUUUUUGAGACUUUGCAUGAAUAGAACUUGUAUAGAGUAUAUUAUAUGAAAUUAAAUUAAUAUAAGUAGUUGUAUAUUACAUGUCUGUGCAUUUAGUUUAACUGCUGAAAUAGGAAGAGAACUCUGCUGUGACAAGUUGUAGUUGAAAAAUAGAUUUGACUAGUUUGUCGACAUUCCAUUUGACUAAGUUUGACUUAAAUGUGUGUAUAACUUAAUUGUUUUAAGUAGCUUA
Trichoplusia ni (cabbage looper) is the source of this 2390-nucleotide messenger RNA. It is a transcript of the gene slif, whose product is annotated as cationic amino acid transporter 3. Gene Ontology annotation, biological process: transmembrane transport; amino acid transport. The record is from RefSeq and is a predicted model, not a curated record. Gene Ontology annotation, molecular function: amino acid transmembrane transporter activity. NCBI's taxonomy places the organism in Eukaryota, Metazoa, Arthropoda, Insecta, Lepidoptera, Noctuidae. Gene Ontology annotation, cellular component: plasma membrane. Bases 166 to 1938 code for a protein of 590 amino acids. The transcript is spliced from 11 exons.